Molecule: messenger RNA, 1433 nt
Organism: Manduca sexta (tobacco hornworm)
Lineage: Eukaryota; Metazoa; Arthropoda; Insecta; Lepidoptera; Sphingidae
Exons: 2
Coding region: 177-611 (144 amino acids)
Source: RefSeq, a predicted model, not a curated record
GAAGCGCUGUGUGGUUGAUAAAUUCUAGAACCUCUUUAACCUAAAUGUUUUAGUAAUUAAGAGGACUAAUUAAACUGUCAUUGGUUUUUUCAAAUGACGUUAGGUUUAAUUUUAUAUAUCGAUCUGUAUAGUUUUAUCUCUUAUGCGUUAGUGAUUGUAUCUUUUUCGGUUUAGUCAUGAAGUUAUUUUAUAUAGUCCUCUUUACGCUUAUUGGUUACUCAUUACAACUAGAAAGCUACAAUGGAUAUGAAAAUUCAGCUGAACUGUCAUCCAGUUACCUUAACAAGGAACGGUUUAAUAAAUAUCAUAGGUCGCAUUCCUACACCACCAAGGCACCGAUAAAAACAUUACCAUAUAAUUCGUGGCACCAGAACUUCGUCACUCAACCGCCUUUGUCUUACAGCGAAUCAGUUAUAGACGAACAGCCCACUAUGCCAACAAUAAUAGAAAGUCGGUUAAUGUUCGCCGAAAACUCAGUACAAGCAGAUACGGAAAAACCCAAGACAAAUUUGAAGUUGAUAACAGCGAAGAUUGUCAUGUUUCAAGCAAAGCCCGUGCGGCCCGCUGACGAAGACGUCUUGGAGUAUAAAACAGUGUAUUUUAGUGAUUAGAAUUUGAGAAAUGUACAUUCGUAGUGAAAAAGAUGUGUCGGAAAUUGUUUCUGUUGUUAUCACAUUUAUUUUAAUUGGCACGCCAAAGAGUGGUCACUUGAUGUAAGUAGAGUAGAGUUCAGAUAGUGUCGACUGACAAAAGAUUCCUCGUAAGUCGACGUAAUUUUGCCGGCCUGUUUGAAACUCGGAAUACGACACAUAGUUUUGAAGAGUCACAAGUUACAUUUAUUUGUAUUGUAAGUUGUUAAAGUAGCCUUUACUUUGUAAAUUAUAGGUCAUGUUAGAACUUAGAUUUUCGAAAUAUUGAAACUGAAUAUUAAUAUAAAAAAUGAUAUUAAACGACUUAUUAAUUAAAAUGAAUUUGAUAAAUCAUUUUUAGUUUAACUCAUGCUUAUUUAUUAUAUUCAAAAUUUAUGGCAGUGAGAGGUAACAGAAGUAUUUUUUCUGGCCUUUGGACUAAAGCUAAAAUCAGAUCUAUUUUAAAAAAAUUACAUAAGUAUUCCGAUAUUAAUCGAUAACAGAUAAGUAUUACGUUUUAUGUAAAUCAAUUAUGAUUAUGGAAGCAAACAGUUAUGAUUUUAAUCUAGAUAUUGAUUUAUUACUUAUAUUUUAGGUGCCUGGAGGUAUUUGUUUUGACAAGUAGAUUUAGUGUUAAUAUGAAUCACUUUUCACUGUAGGUGCAUAUUUAUUGUAGUAAUUUUUUUUUAAACAAUUAAUGUUGCCAAAUAUAGUUUUACUUAAUAUUAUUAACAGUCAAAGAUAUUCGCUUGUUAUUUUAUUAAGAAUUAUAACUUCUGCUUAAAAUAUUAUGAAAUAAAUAAA